AUGGGGAGGGCCGGGGGCGAGGCGGGAGAGGGGAGGAGAGCGGGCGGGGGUCGCGGCUGGGAGGGGGCGGGCUCUGCCACGCCGCCCCCAUCGAGCCUCCGGUCCCGCACCCGCGCACCCCGCGCCUCUUGGCCGCCGCGCCCGGGCGGCGGGGCCGAGCCGCCGACACGCACGCCUUCGGAGGACCGGGCCGCGGCCGAGAGUGCGGGGCGCUGCGAGACGCAGGAGCCGGGCUCCGAGCAGGAUGGAGACGGAGACCCGGCGACCCCGGGCGACUCGGAGUCACGGGGCAGCGCAGCGCUGCAGGACUCGGAGGAGGAACGGGGAGGCGGAGAAACACGGGAGAGGGUUGACACACACGCACGCAGCCAGUGGUGGGGACAGGUGACACCACACUUCCUUUCCUGCUCCUUCCCGUCACUCAGCGCCCACUCGGUGCCCCAGUGCCUGCAGGGCCUUGGAGCCCGAGCGACCCCACACUUGUCCCUCCCGCAGGAAGGCGCUGUCCCUUUCCACCCGCCUGCCGCGCCACAGAAUCCGAGAAGCGAGUCUCCCCACCGGAGGGUCCCCUCCACACAGCCCCUCUCCCCACCGGCCUCAGCCCUCAAGCACUCCCAAGGCGGUUGGAGCUUCUUUAGGAAUUUUGAAGAAAGCUGAAUAAAUUUCUCACCCUCCGUCCUUCCUGUUCAUUUCCAAAUUCCUUCAGUGUCAGGUUUUUCCUAUUUCCUGAAUUGGACCAUGGCCCCAAUAAAAGGCCUAAUAAACGGGCUAGGGAGCUGGGAGAUGGAGCCAGGAGAAGUGUUUUGGGGACAGGGAUUAAAUUAAACGUUAGACCUGAAAAAUAA
Molecule: messenger RNA, 845 nt
Organism: Microcebus murinus (gray mouse lemur)
Lineage: Eukaryota; Metazoa; Chordata; Mammalia; Primates; Cheirogaleidae
Source: RefSeq, a predicted model, not a curated record